AUGAGUUCAAAUGGUCUGUUCCUUAUAUCAUAUCUGGUAACCCUUGCAAUGAGUUCAAAUGGUCUGUUCCUUAUAUCAUAUCUGGUAACCCUUGCAAUGAGUUUAAAUGGUCUGUUCCUUAUAUCAUAUCUGGUAACCCUUGCAAUGAGUUCAAAUGGUCUGUUCCUUAUAUCAUAUCUGGUAACCCUUGCAAUGAGUUCAAAUGGUCUGUUCCUUAUAUCAUAUCUGGUAACCCUUGCAAUGAGUUCAAAUGGUCUGUUCCUUAUAUCAUAUCUGGUAACCCUUGCAAUGAGUUCAAAUGGUCUGUUCCUUAUAUCAUAUCUG
Messenger RNA from Saccoglossus kowalevskii, 324 nucleotides. RefSeq lists its product as uncharacterized. The record is from RefSeq and is a predicted model, not a curated record. NCBI's taxonomy places the organism in Eukaryota, Metazoa, Hemichordata, Enteropneusta, Harrimaniidae.